Messenger RNA from Cannabis sativa, 2039 nucleotides. RefSeq names its product receptor homology region, transmembrane domain- and RING domain-containing protein 2. The record is from RefSeq and is a predicted model, not a curated record. The coding region runs from base 352 to 1689 and encodes 445 amino acids. The transcript has a single exon. NCBI's taxonomy places the organism in Eukaryota, Viridiplantae, Streptophyta, Magnoliopsida, Rosales, Cannabaceae.
ACAUAAUACAUGCCAAGUCAUUAUUUCUAAAUAAAGAAGGUAUUAUAUUUUAUUUCAAUGUUAAUUAAUCGCACAUCAAUUAUUUUUCUGAAAUUCACAAAAUUUAGCCGAAAUCAGGAAAAACCAAAUACGAUGAUAAAUUAUUAAGGUUAAGAUUCAGAUGUUCUGAGAUGGAAGGUGAUGUUUCCAUUUCUCUAUUCAAUCCUGAACCCUAACAUCUCAAACCAAUUCAUCUUCUUCCUAAUUCAUAUUAUUAUUAUUACUUAUUAUUAUUUUCUAUUCGUCUCUUUUCUGUCCCUUUCAUCCAAUCUCUCGAGCCGUAAUUUGUGUUGAAAUUUUCUGUACGAGACCAUGAAUAUGGGGUUGUUUUUCUGGCUCUUUCUCUUGAGUGGCUUCACCGUGAGUCUUGCCAAUGUAGUCCUCCUUGGGAAGAAUGUCACACUUUCUUUCGGGGACAUUGAAGCCAAUUUCGCUCCUGCAAUAAAGGGUUCUGGGGAAUGUGGAAUUAUGUAUUUGGCUGAGCCUCUAAAUGCCUGCUCACCCUUGAGUAAUCAACUUCAAUCCAUUAACAAUAGCUCUUCUCCAUUUGUGCUGAUCAUUAGAGGAGGUUGCAGUUUUGAGAAUAAAGUUCGAACAGCUCAAAAAGCAGGAUUCAAAGCUGCAAUCAUCUAUGAUAAUGAAGAUGGUGGAGUCUUAGUUGCUAUGGCUGGAAAUUCAGCUGGUAUAAAAGUACAUGCUGUCUUUGUUUCAAAAGCUUCUGGUGAGAAACUAGAGAGAUAUGCUGGUAAUACAGAUAUAGAGUUGUGUCUAAUCCCAAGUUUUGAGAAUUCAGCAUGGUCAGUUAUGGCAAUAUCCUUCAUUUCUUUGCUAGCAAUGUCUGCUGUCCUGGCUACAUGUUUCUUUGUUCGCAAGCAUCGAAUACGAAGAGAACGACCUCGAGCUUCUCGUGUCAGAGAAUUUCAUGGGAUGAGUAGUCGUUUGGUGAAAGCAAUGCCAAGUUUGAUAUUUACUGUUGUUUCAGAAGAUAAUUGCACUUCAGCAACAUGUGCCAUUUGUCUUGAAGACUACAGUGUUGGAGAGAAGCUGAGGAUUCUGCCAUGUCGUCACAAAUUUCAUGCGUUUUGUGUGGAUUCCUGGCUUACAACAUGGAGGACUUUUUGCCCAGUUUGCAAACGUGAUGCAAGAACUAGCACAAGCAAUCCACCAGCUUCGGAAUCUACGCCGCUGCUUUCAUCCAGCCAUGUUUCUUUAGCUUCCUCAUCUGUACUGUCGUCAAUGAGAUCAUCUUUUGCAUCCUCCUCUGCCAUACAAAUUGGCUCGUCGUCGAUAUCGCGUUCCCCUUCUCUUUCUCGUCCUCACUCUCUCGCAAGCACUUCCUAUUCUUCUCAGCACCCUCUUAGGCCCUACCACCAAUCCCCCUCCUUAAGCAGAGGCUCAAUGGAUCUCCAGAAUGCAUCUUCCCAAAGAUCUCAUGCUUAUUUGAUUUCAAGCCACUCCUUGGGUUUUCCAUCGUUAUCAUCCCUUAACUCAAGAUACCUGUCUUCACACAUUCCAAGCCCCAGCAAUGCCUCGCCAGCGUCACCGCCUUUUGUGAGAUCUUCUACUUAUCAACAGAAUUUGUUGCACUGCAGCAAUUCUGCUGCAAGUUUCUCCUCAUUCACUUCUGCACAAUCCCUACCUGAUUGUUGAAUUAAACCUUCUUCUUGAUAAGUAAUGCAGGUCAAGUUCAUAAAAAUAAGUGUGCAAACGUUUGCAAAUUUCCGGGGAAAGGUACUUGACAAAAAGGUGAGAAGGCAGCUACCAAGUCACUUGUGCUCCAUAGUCCAUACCACAUUAUCAGCCCCUAUUUGCAUAUGGUUGAGUUACAUCUAAUUCACUGGCUGGUUAACGGUGCGUAUGUUAAAACUCUAGUGUCACAUUCGGUAAUUAAUUCUGGUUUAAAAGACAGUUCUGGUUCUUAUAUCAGAAACAUAACAAAGAAAAUCUCUGAAUGUAACGCAAUCCAUUGGUUUUGUUAAUAUUUAUGUUUUGAUCGUGUA